Molecule: messenger RNA, 1422 nt
Organism: Rhincodon typus (whale shark)
Lineage: Eukaryota; Metazoa; Chordata; Chondrichthyes; Orectolobiformes; Rhincodontidae
Gene: faxdc2
Product: fatty acid hydroxylase domain containing 2
Exons: 8
Coding region: 156-1160 (334 amino acids)
Biological process (GO): sterol biosynthetic process
Molecular function (GO): C-4 methylsterol oxidase activity; iron ion binding
Source: RefSeq, a predicted model, not a curated record
GAUAGAUAGUGCAAAUCCUUUCAGCUAAUCUGUCAGCCAGCCAGUGACAUCACUUGAAAAAAGAGAGAGAGUGCAACACAGGACACUUAUUUCACCGGGAUCAAACGGACUGCUUCACCUGUAACAAGGCAGCUUUUUGCUCUGCAAGUCAAAAGAUGCGAGGUUCAGGUGAUCAACCUAAUUCUGCGACAUCACGGCUACAGGAGAGACAUGUCUGGGAUUCUGUGAAGAAAGCUGCCUUCAUCCUGGGCUCAGGACUCUUCGUGUUUGCAGCCUUCAGGAACACUGUGACCUGGCAUUUGCAGCAGUUCUGGGGAGCUUCCGGGGACUUCUGGCAGUCACAGUGGGGAAAAGCGCACAGUUACUUCCAAGGCAACGAAUGGGUUCUCUUCUUCCUCGGUACCAUGGUGAUUCCAACUAUGUCCUUCUGGAUUUUGAACAGUCUCCUUCUGAUUGUGGAUGCCACAGGAAAACCUCAGCUGAUUACACGCUACCGGAUUCAGAGGGGCAGGAAUGACCCGGUGGAACCUGCUAAGCUUCAGCAAGCCAUCAGAACGGUUGUAUUUAACCAGGUUUUCCUGUCGCUCCCCAUGGUGGUGGUAAUGUACCCCAUCAUGAAGUGGAGAGGUAAUCCUUGUGGCACUGAGCUCCCUACUUUUCACUGGGUGCUGCUGGAGCUCUGCUUCCUUGGGCUGCUGGAAGAGGUGUUUUUCUACUAUUCUCACAGGAUUAAUUAUAUUUUGUGGUGCAUGUUUGUUUCUCUUCUGUCAUGCACGGGUUGUCCAGAUAUCGGUAGAAGAGUAUUUAUAAUGCUUGAGACUUUCACUUCUUUCCCUCAGAUGUCUAACAUGCUACCACCUAUGGUUGGACCGAUUAUCCUGGGAUCUCAUGUGGCAACUAUGAUGUUGUGGUUUUCGUUGGCACUGCUGCUUUCCACAAUUUCACAUUGUGGUUAUCAUCUCCCACUGCUGCCAUCACCAGAGUUUCAUGAUUUUCAUCACCUCAAGUUUAAUCAAUGCUACGGUGUACUGGGAGUCUUGGAUCGCCUACACCAGACUGACACCAUAUUCAGAGAAACUAAAGCAUAUGAGCGUCACACGCUCCUGCUCAGCCUUACUCCUCUGUCCGAAAGCAUUCCGGACUCCCCCAAGCGCAAGUGAAGGAUCCUUAAAACCUCCUUCGGGAUCUGGUAACUGCACAAUCUUUUAACCCUUUCCUCAUAGAUCAUUAACACUUGCUAGUUGCAGUUUGGUAUUUUGAGGAAUUUUUUUUAAAAAUGCUUUUCUGAGAAGUCUAUUAUUCAGAAACACUAACUGCAGGGACUCAGUAAAUUAGGUGGUCUAAACCAUAACUUACUUUUCUGUAAAAUCUUUUUUAUAGUAACUCAAAAUUAUAGUUCACGAAUAAAGUGUGUGUGUUAAA